Molecule: messenger RNA, 1143 nt
Organism: Sipha flava (yellow sugarcane aphid)
Lineage: Eukaryota; Metazoa; Arthropoda; Insecta; Hemiptera; Aphididae
Gene: Mlf
Product: myeloid leukemia factor
Exons: 6
Coding region: 309-1079 (256 amino acids)
Biological process (GO): regulation of DNA-templated transcription
Cellular component (GO): nucleus; cytoplasm
Source: RefSeq, a predicted model, not a curated record
UAGAAAAUUCUCGGCUACACCAUGUCAAUUUCUAUCUAAAUAAUUUAUAUAUUUUCGAUAAUCACUGACAUACUCGUAGAGAAUUUUGUAUUUGGUCAUUACUUUGUCAGUUUAAUCAUUUUUUUUAAAACAUUAAUUAAAGAACAUCCUACCGGUCUGAUUAUUCCAAUCUAGAAGUGUUGUGUAAUUGAAAAGUACUUUUACCUGCGUUGUACAAUAAACAGAUUAAAAAUCUGAAUAGUUUUCGGAAAUAAAGAUAGUGUAUUAGCAUUUUCAUUAAUAACACUUUUAACAACAAAGGAUAAAGUAUGUUUCCUAAUGCAUUAACUACAGACAUAUUUGGUAACGAUAAUCCUCAAAGGAAUUCAAUGCGUCAAAUGGAUCAAAUGAUGAAUUCAGUGUUUGGCGGGUUCUCUGAUCCUAUGGCUGGUAUGAUGAUGCCAUUUGGAGGUGGUAUGUUUGGAAAUUUUGGUUCUAUGAUGGGUAGUAUGAAUGCCAUGAACAAUCAAUUGAGUAUGAUGAUGGAUGGUAAUUUUCCGGGCCAGUCUCAAUCAUUUAGUAGCUCCACAUUUAUGUCAUAUUCAUCAAAUGGACCAAAUGGACAGCCUCAAGUUUACAAAGCAUCAUCUUCUACACGUACUGGUCCAGGAGGAAUAAAAGAAACAAAAAAAGCUGUUUGCGAUUCAAGAACUGGUGUUAAGAAAUUGGCUAUUGGACAUCAUAUUGGAGAUCGUGCACACAUUGUUGAACGUCAACAAAACUUAUAUUCAGGAGAACAAGAAGAAAACCAAGAAUAUAUUAACUUGGAAGAUGAUGAAGCUGAAGAUUUUAAUAAUGAGUGGCGUAAUAAAGCUCAAAAUAUGAAUUCACAUCGUGAUCGUAGUCGUUAUUUGCCUUACACACAUAGAGUUCAAAAUUCUUCAGCACCUUUAAAAAAGCACCUCAAGGCAUUACCUCCCGCAACAUCACAUAGCAGUGAUGUGUUGGCUAUUGAAGCUCCACAAGAACAAGGAAGAAAGCGUUCAGCAAAGCAGCGAAAACCUAAGAAAAUUCACCAGCAACCGUUGAAUGAUGCUUAAGUGUUUUUUUAAUUCUUAAUUUUAUUUAAGCAAUAAAACACUUUAUUUUUUUCACAAAUUUAAA